UCCGCCAUAGCGUGUGUUCUAGUUGUUGAAGCCAAUAUUUCCUUUUUUGUUUUAGGGUGUUGUAAACAGUUUUUACCAUUUGUCAAUCUUUUCGUAGUGAUAUCUAAUCAUUCGGACUUUUGCUAAAUCGAGACACAUUUAACUACCCGGUACGGAAGUGUUCAAUUGAUCCCGAAACGUCUCCAUAAUAGUCAACAUUUGGAAUAUUUUUAACGACAACAAACAACAACACCACUUUCACAACAUUCGUUUUUUUCUAGUUCAUUUUAGUUCGUCUUUGUUGAUGCGUCUGUUCUGAAUCGUUCAGUAAUCCUGUCAUUACGGCUGAUAGUGGUUAAAUGGCUGAACCUGUAAAAUUAUCUCAUCGAACACGGAAGCGUGUCCGUGAAGUAAAACGUAAAGCUAGACCAGAACUUUAUGCAAAAUCGGCGUGGGUACAAUUAGAAUACCAUCAGAAGUUUGAAUUGUAUCGUAACUUCGACGAUAAUGUCGAGCGCAUUGAUGUUGCCAAGGUGAGCCCGGAACAGUUCAUCGAGCGCUACGAGCGUACGUAUAAACCUGUUGUAAUAGAAGGCAUGCAGAAGGGAUGGAAGGCUGAACAAAAGUGGACACUGGAACGACUAACCAAAAAGUAUCGCAAUCAAAAGUUCAAGUGCGGCGAAGAUAACGACGGUUACAGCGUGAAAAUGAAAAUUAAAUACUAUGUUGAGUACAUGCGCACGACGACGGAUGACAGUCCGUUGUACAUAUUCGACAGCAGUUUCGGUGAUCAUCACAGGCGCUGCAAACUGCUUGAAGAUUACGACGUGCCAGUUUAUUUUAGGGACGAUCUGUUCAAGCAUGCUGGCGAAGAACGCCGCCCACCUUAUCGGUGGUUUGUGAUGGGACCGGCACGCUCCGGUACUGGGAUUCAUAUCGAUCCUCUAGGCACCAGUGCCUGGAACGCGCUCGUACGAGGCCACAAGCGUUGGUGUCUGUUUCCUACACACACACCGAAAGAGCUGCUCAAGGUUACUGGUAACAUAGGAGGAAAGCAACGUGAUGAAGCUAUCACCUGGUUCAGCAUGAUAUAUCCCCGCACGAAGCAAAUCGACUGGCCAAGUGACUGCAAACCGUUAGAGAUUCUUCAAAAACCGGGUGAAACAGUGUUCGUGCCUGGUGGUUGGUGGCAUGUCGUCCUCAACCUAGACGAUACCGUUGCGGUGACACAAAAUUUUUGCAGUCGUACCAACUUUCCCAUAGUUUGGCAUAAAACGGUGCGUGGUAGGCCCAAGUUGUCAAACAAAUGGUACAAGGUACUGCAAUCGUUUGAACCGGAACUGGCGAUGAUAGCAUCAGAAACAGAUCUUCAUCAGGGUACAGGUGUGGCGUCCGAUAGCUCAAGCAACUCUAGCUCUUCAUCUUCUAGUUCAAGCAGUGAUGGAAGUGAUAGUGAUUCGAACACGGACAGCGGUCAGGAAUCGCUUUCAGCCCAUAAAUCAAGGAAGCGUCGAAAAGAUAACCUCGGUCCCAGCAUCAUGGUCUGAUUGGCGCUCUGUACUUAUUAUGUAUCCUCUAUCGCCUCAACCUACUGUUGGUCAUCUGCUACGAGUCUGUACAAUGUUCUUCAUUUACAGCAUUUCAUUCAUUUUAUUUCUCUUAUCAAACUGGUACUCCCCAGUUUUGAAGAUAAGUAUUAAACAGGUUUCUAUUAUUAAUCAUAAUCGCUACUAUGGUGGAAAAAGUUAAAUUCGUUAAAAAAAUAGUUCCAAAAAAUUAUUUCGGAUAUCAUGGCUUAAAUACACGGUGCGCCAUAGUUAUGGUACCUAUUUAAAUGUUCAAUAACUCUUCCAUUUUUCGGACAAUUUCGACAAAUGAACAAGAUUUAUUUAGGGUAUACAAUGAAGUGAAUUAAAAAUAUACUUAGAAUACAAUAUCGGUUAAAUGACCUCCUUCAUUAGACACACAAAUAGCGGGCAUUUUUCGUUGUUUUUGGGCAGUUUUCAUUGUAUUAAACAACAUUUCGGGCAUAAUAGCAGCAAUUUUCACUAUGAUGUUAGCUUUCAGUUCUUCAAUGGUCUUCGGUUGGCUGGCAUAAAUCUUACUGGGGGGCCAAACGAAGCGUAAAAAAACGAUUUGACAUUAAUCAAAACGUUUAUGAAUGUGCGGAUUCAUAUACGAUUUGACAUAUGCGGGAUCGAUUUGACAUUUUUACACUCGGAUUUACGGUUCGUCUGCCCCCCCCCGUUUGAUUAUUUUAGUCAUUCAAAA
Anopheles cruzii is the source of this 2250-nucleotide messenger RNA. It is a transcript of the gene PSR, whose product is annotated as bifunctional arginine demethylase and lysyl-hydroxylase PSR. The record is from RefSeq and is a predicted model, not a curated record. Gene Ontology annotation, biological process: phagocytosis. Bases 339 to 1526 code for a protein of 395 amino acids. Gene Ontology annotation, molecular function: P-TEFb complex binding; histone H4R3 demethylase activity. Lineage: Eukaryota; Metazoa; Arthropoda; Insecta; Diptera; Culicidae. The transcript is spliced from 5 exons. Gene Ontology annotation, cellular component: cytoplasm; nucleus.